This is a messenger RNA of Scheffersomyces stipitis CBS 6054, 2661 nucleotides long. RefSeq names its product chromatin-binding protein. The record is from RefSeq and is a predicted model, not a curated record. Gene Ontology annotation, molecular function: protein binding; chromatin binding. Lineage: Eukaryota; Fungi; Ascomycota; Pichiomycetes; Serinales; Debaryomycetaceae. Gene Ontology annotation, biological process: mitotic cell cycle; DNA-templated DNA replication; DNA repair. The transcript has a single exon. Bases 1 to 2661 code for a protein of 886 amino acids. Gene Ontology annotation, cellular component: nuclear replication fork.
AUGGCUACAAGAGGUAAAAUUGCGGCAUUUCCUGAUGGGAACUCGUUUGUAGCAUAUAACGACUCUGUGGAUAAUUUAGUUAUUGGAAACAGUGAAGGUUUAGUAAAGGUAUUCAACAUUCAUGAGCCCGAUUUGGAACCAACCUCGAUUGAUAUCUUGGAAAAUUUGACUUCGUUAUCCAACCACGGUGCAAAAUUGUUAAUCACGACCACAGGAGGCGAGCUUGAGCUAAUAGACUUGAAAUCACUGGAAUCAAAAGGUUCAAUUUACAGAUCUGGGUUACCUUUAAGAGACUCUUUGUUCAUCAAUGAAGGUAAGAGAGUACUCUGUGGAGGAGACGAUAACAAGUUGGUAGUGAUUGACUUGGAAAAUGGAAACAACACUUCUUCGGUAUCUUUAUCAGAUCAAUUCUUGAGUGUAGCCUAUAACUAUACUGGUGAGCUCUUGGCUGUUGGUUUAUCUAGCGGUGACGUUCAGUUGUAUUCUGUUACCAAUGAACAGCCAAAUUUGAUUCACACCAUUCCAAAUGUGUUAGUUUCCAAAAUUCAUACUUCCAUGGAUAAAAUUGACUAUAACGAAGAGCACGAGGACGAAUUGGUUUCAACCAGACCGCAAUGGACUUCGGAUGGAAGAUAUCUCUUGGUUCCUACUGCUGUGAACAAGAUUCUGGUCUUCGACAGAUCAAACUGGGCUGAACCAAUUAAAUCAUUCGACUCUGAGGCUAAGAUCAUUGACUUCAGAUUAUCACCAACAAGUGACCAUCUAGCUGUCCUCGAUUUUGACGGUGUAGUGAGAUUAUUUGACUUUGAUAGCAAGAAAACAUUACGCGAAAUAGAGCUUGACUUGGAUGGUAAGUUCCCUCUAAAUCUUGCCUGGAAAGAUACUCAGUUGUUUGUAGGUACUACUGAUGGUAGUAUCUUGACAUUUAAGGAUGUUGUAGACUCAGCAACCACAAGAGAAAUUAAUAGGUUAUUUAUGGGAGAAGCUGACGAGUCUGACGGUGAAGAUAGCAACACCGAGGAGCUUGGCCAAGACGAAGAAGAGAAUGAAGAGGAAGCACCUGAUGUCAAGUCAGAACUUUCCAAACCUGGCUACAGAUUGCAUGCUGAAGACUCUUUGGUUAUCGACCAAGAUGAGGACGACAUGCCAGACUACUCCAACGAUCGAAGAAAACGUCACAAGCCUAAUGGAUACAGUGCACCUAGACAAACUACUGCAAGAUCUUUUGGUACAGUUAUUGAAGGAGAGAUCAAGCCAUAUUCUCCAGGUUCCACUCCUUGGAAUAGCGAAAAUAAGGGCUCUGCUACUGUUGAGAGACGAUACUUAUCUAUGAACUCAAUUGGAUAUUCGUGGGUAGUGAAGAGCUCUAGUGGUACCGACGGUAUGUCUCAGCAGACUGUCAGUGUAACAUUUUUUGACAGAGGCUUGCAUAAGGAUUACCAUUUUGUUGAUUACAACGGCUAUGACUUGUGUUCUAUCAAUGAAAAGGGUGCAUUGUUUGCCAGUUCAGGCUAUUCAAGUAAAUCAGCUCUUGACAAUGGCAGAAUAUAUUAUAGAAAACAUGAUUCUGAACAAGAUGCUUGGGAAAGACGGAUUCCCUUGUUGAGAGGUGAAUAUAUUACCUCUGUCUGUGUAACAAAUAGUCACUUGUUGGCCAACAUGUCUGACGAAUCCUACAUCACAGUUGCAACCAAUUUCGGAUAUGUUAGGUUCUACAAUUUGCAUGGUUUGUGCGUGAACUUACUCAAGAUGACUCCUGUUGUUACUAUGAUUUCAUCUUCUAAUUCUGUUUUGUUCAUUAUUAAUCAGGUCGCUGCCAAUCUUUAUAGUUACUCGCUUGUUGAUAUGAAUCAAGACUACAAGUUUAUUCAGCAGGAUGUAUUACUUCCAUUAAAGAAGCACGCCGAUUCCCCGGACAUUCCAUUGAUCAAGGGUAUCUUCUUCAACGAGUACAAUGACCCAUGUAUAAUUCCAGGUAUUGAUGAUACUUUGUUAAUCUUACAGUCAUGGAGAGAAGCAAAUAACGCCAGAUGGGUUCCGAUAUUAAACUGUCACAAUGCUGUCACAGACUACGGUAAUGAUAAUAGAAAAGGUUGGAAGUGUUGGCCCUUGGGUGUUUACGAUGACCAGUUGAACUGUCUAAUAUUGAAGAACAAUCACGAGCAUCCUGGUUUUCCAUUACCAAUUCCAAUUGUUCUCAAUAUCGAAUUGCCGAUCUUGAUUAAGGACAAGUCAAAGAAGAAAAAGAACGACAUUUUGGAGGAGGAGCUUGGCGACAGUGAUGCAGAGGAGCCUGAAGUCAAGCAGGAUGAUCCUGAAGAGAAUUUCUUGAGAUCAAGGACAUUUGGUAGUUUGGCCUUUGACUCACACAACGAUGAUAAUACAGAAGAAACAGAAGAGGGUCAGAUAGAAGAAAGACUUAAUGAGUAUAUGGCGUUGUUUGACAGGUCAUUGUUGAAGCUAUUUGGAGAGUCCUGUAAAGAUCAGAGAUUGAACAAAGCCUUGAGCGUAGCCAAGUUGAUGAAGACGGACAAGGCAUUGAUGGCUGCAUCGAAGAUCAGUGAAAGAAUGCAGUUCAUGAACUUGGCCACAAAGAUUGGUGAAUUGAGAGAAAAGUUGCUCAACGAGGCAGAAGAAGUUGACGAAGAGGAAGAUGAUUAA